GAUAAUUUCACGUAUAGGUAGGUCCAAAAUCAGUCCCCCUUGGAAGUUUCAGCAACAAAACUCUGUAGACGUAAACGAAGAGAAGAGAAGAACAGCCAUGGCGAACAGCCCAUCGGAUCUACCGACGGCGACGUCCGAUCUGCCGUCGGAGAUGACGAUCGAAAUCCUAUCGAGGUUGCCAGUGAAAUCCCUCUUGCGAUUCAAGUCCGUGUGCAAAACCUGGUACGAUCUCAUCGAAACCCCUGAUUUUAUUUCCAAACAUCUUCAAACCCAGUCCACUCUCAAUCCCCCCUCUGUCCUCGUAACCUCUUACCAUCGUGAAACCCAGAAACACACAGCGUCUUUGUUCUUCAAUGUUGGGUUUAUUAACGGCGCUGUCAAUCUCGAUUUCCCCUUGUUGGAUCGGAUUGAUAGUAAAAAUUCUGGGCGAAGACGUUUCCCUGUUUCUGUUGGGACCUGUAAUGGUUUGGUUUGCAUAAGUCUAUCUCACUAUGGAUUUCCCUUGAUUCUAUGGAAUCCCUGCACCAGACAGUUUCGGGAAAUUCCAAAUUCCGAAUGGCAAUGGUUGGAUGAUCCUUAUCCGGAUGACAAUGGUGAUAAGAUGGUUGACGGGGUUAGUUUUGGGUUUGGCUACCACUCCAGUGCUAAUGAUUACAAGUUGAUAAGGAUUGUGGUUUAUUCUAGACCCGAGAGAUUUUUUGUCCGUGCUGACCUGUACACGAUGAGCACUGAAACUUGGAGAGAGAUUGACGUUGAUAAGCUUUCGGUGUUUUUUCAGAAUGAUUUCGGGGGGGUUGGUACCGUUGUGCUUAUUCGUGGAGCUGCUCCAGCAAUGUUGAACGGAGUUUUCUAUUGGCGGGGAUGUAUAAUCUCAACUUAUGCUUCUGAACAGAUUGAAGGACAAGAGAUUGUUAUGUCCUUUGACAUGGCAGAUGAGGUGUUUAGAAAAAUAAGAAUGCCAGUGUGUGGGGAUUAUACUUGGGAUCAAAGUAUUCUCUGGCAAAUUAUAGAAUUGAAGGAUAAACUUGCUGUGUUUAUUUAUCCGGAUGACAAAUGCUGUGACGUGUGGAUGUUGAAUGAAGACCAAAGUUCUUGGACUAACCAAUUUAAAAUUGGAUCUUUUCCAUGGACUGGACAUUAUAUGGGAGCAUACGAAAAAUGUGAAAUCAGUAUAGUGGGAUGUGCGAAAAAUGGUGAAUUGGUAGUCGUAGACCAUAAAGCAUCUGGUGAUUUCAAGCUCUUUUCGUAUGAUUUGAAGACCCGGGAUACUGCAGAUCUUUAUUUUGGUUGGUUUCCGUAUCGAUGUGGUAUUUACUUGUAUACUGGGACCCUGCUUCCAGUCAUGGAAACCAAUGAAGUUGUGCUCAACAAGAACCACACAAAAAAGGAAGCAUGGAAUUUGUGGAACUGACUCAGUACUCCGUCAAUGGACCGAAUUAGAUCCAGAUUCAAUUAGCAAACAAUGAUGACAAACAAUGAUGAAUUGCUGAGCCAAGUCCUAGCAAGGAAAAUGGAACUGCAAAAAUGGGACUUCCAUUUCAGGAGAGAUCUUUGUGAUUGGGAACUGGUGAAAUUGGAUGAGUUGAAUGAGCUUCUGGAUCAAUCUGGGGUUGCUGAACCAAGAGAUGUACCUGAUCAACUUCUAUGGCAGGCCACUAGCUCUGGUAAAUUCUCUGUUAAAUCCAUCUACAAUUUAGCAUUUUCAUCUCAUUCAAAUCAUGAUGAAACUUUUGAACUCAUCUGGAAGAAUGUGGCUCCACCUAGAGUGAAAUUUUUGGUUGGCUAGCAUACUUGGGAAGAAUCAAAACUUCUGAAUUUUUGUUGAGGAUUGGGAUUAUUCAGAGUGAUGAGGAUACCUUGUGCAAAUUUUGUAAGGAAAGCUUGGAAUCUGUUGAUCAUCUCCUAUAUUUUUGCAAACCUGUAUGGGAUACCUGGACAGAGAUUUUACCAUGGUGGGGUAUGCAAUGGGUGCCCCCACCAACUUUUGCAGGCGUACUCCAUUGGUGGAAGGCUGGGAUUAUCAAGUCGAAGCAUAAAAUUAUUUGGGAGUCUAUUCCAUUUACAGUGAUUUGGACUGUGUGGGAUGCUAGAAAUCAGCUGGUUUUUGAAAACAAGACUGUGGUUUGUCAAGUCAAAGCAUAAAAUUAUUUGGGAGUCUAUUCCAUUAAAGUGAUUUGGACUGUGUGGGAUGCUAGAAAUCAGCUGGUUUUUGAAAACAAGACUGUGGAUUGGAUGGAAACUACUGACCUCAUUAAAGCAAGGGUGGCUUUUUGGGUGACAUCAAACAAGGAGGGGUCUGUAUACUCAAUGGACGAUAUCAUAUUCAGGCUUCACUCUAAUGUGAAAUCCGGAUAACUCAGUUGUGUGUGUGUUGUGUGGGUGCGUUGUGUGUGUGUGUGUCUCCUGGGUGUGUGUGUUGUGCAUCUGGGUGUGCGUGUGUG
Molecule: messenger RNA, 2441 nt
Organism: Rhododendron vialii
Lineage: Eukaryota; Viridiplantae; Streptophyta; Magnoliopsida; Ericales; Ericaceae
Product: F-box/kelch-repeat protein At3g23880-like
Exons: 2
Coding region: 98-1411 (437 amino acids)
Molecular function (GO): protein binding
Source: RefSeq, a predicted model, not a curated record